Molecule: messenger RNA, 2332 nt
Organism: Prosopis cineraria
Lineage: Eukaryota; Viridiplantae; Streptophyta; Magnoliopsida; Fabales; Fabaceae
Exons: 6
Coding region: 239-691 (150 amino acids)
Molecular function (GO): protein binding
Source: RefSeq, a predicted model, not a curated record
UCUUCGCAUCAGCCAUUGAGGUUCUGUUGCAUACAUAGGAUUCAAGGGCUCUACUGUUUUUUUCGAAUAAUGUGGAGUUGAAUCCUAGAUAAUCAUACAUUACCGUCUCAAGAAUCCCCCCAAACUCCAUCGACAUCAAAAUUAGAAAUCCAAAUGCCGACAGGAAGGCCUUGAACCAAAACCUCAUCCAUCGUUUGCCCACCAUUUCUUUGGGUUCAUUUUCUUCCCCUGUGAUUUGAUGGGAAAAUCACUGCAAUCUGCGGCUAGGCUUCAGGAGUUAUCGAGGAUUGUCUCGUCCGCCAAAGCCCCUAAGCCCAGUAACGCUCUCCCCAGAUUGCCGAAUCGUGUUGCGACCCCGGCGGCUCUCAAAUCUCAGGCAUCGCAGCUGAAGAUGGAAAGCUCCGAAGGGGAGCGGACUCGGAUUCCACUCGCCCACGUGGUCGCCGAUUGCGCCAAGCGGUGGUUCCAGGACACUCUUAAGGAGGCCCAGGCCGGCGACAGCAAUAUGCAGGUCCUGGUCGGGCAAAUGUACAACUCUGGCUAUGGUGUUCCCAGAGACCCUCGAAAGGGACAUGCUUGGAUUAGCAAAGCAUCAAGGACCCGAAAUUCAGUAUGGAAAGCAAGCGAAAAGCAUCCGGGUUAUAGAGCAAGUGACUCUGAUUCGAAUGAAAGGGAGAACAAAGACAGAUAGAGUUGCGUUCCUCCGCAGUUUUGACUUGUUGGGCAUUAUUUUGGCAUGCUGUUGUAUGAUAUCCGGCAAGAUUUGGUAUUUUGUUCUCUUGAAUUCUGUGUCUCAUAAUUUUAUGUAUUUUUACUGAGUCUUGUAUAUUGCCACUGCAAAUGUAACUGUAGGCUACUUUGGCUGCCUUGUUAGCUCUCAUCUUCUCUUAGUUGCUGACAUGAUGGAUAAUAAGAAAAUUUUUAUUUAUUUAAUUAUUUUUUAAAUUGAAGAUUUGUUUUGGAUGAAGGUUUGAAGGAUGCUAGUUAUACUCACUACAUUUUGCAGCGGCAGAAGUGCUGACAUGGUUGCUAAAGCUCUUUAUGUGUAUUUGUAAAAUAUCAAUUUUUUUAUAUCGAUGGAUAUUUAUUUUCUAUUUUUGCUUUGAAAAAUAAACGUUGUCAUACACCAAACUUGCAGCAAUGGCCCUUAUAGAAAUUCCAGGAACCCCUGGUGGAUGAUGGGAGUUGACGAAGGGUGAAACUGAGUUUUAUUGUUUGUGGUGAACGGUAAUGGACGUGAAUAAGAAAAGUUGGGAACAGAUGUGUGCAAUUUGAGAUAGAAGGUUUGAUAUGACGAGAAAAGAUGCUUGAGGGAGAAAGUAGGUUCAAGUUCAACGUCGUUCAUUCAAUAUGCUUCGAGGGUAUCUCUUAAAAGUUAAAACUUAUAAUAGGCCUUACCUUUCUCAUUUCUGCUCAUUUUCUGGGGCUAAAGUUCUCUGUUUUCAACGACUCAAGUUCUCAGUCGUCACGGUGACCUAUUCGUACAAUUUAGAUGAAAAUUUUUGUACUUUUGAUCAUCCCUUAUUUCUUCCACAAGAGAUGGGAACGAUGAAGGAGAUCUUUUGAGAAACAUUAGACCGUUUGUAAUUUAUUUUAAUUUAUUGAUGCACUUCACCAGUUUUAUUAUUUUUUUUAAAAAAAAAAAACAGAGCAUCCCCCAGCCAUCAACAUCAUUCUUGCUUGCCAAAUGCCAACCCAAACCGAGUGAGUGGAAGCCACUCAAUGACAACUCAAAAAAAUAAAGAGGAGGGGGGGGGGGGGGGAAGAGUAAGGCUUUAUCUUUAUGCAGAGAAAACUCGAAGUUUCCUUCCAGAAUCCAAUUCCUUCCUCACUACUCAUUUCUACUUAUUUAUACCCUAUAUCACCCCUCUCAUAUCCCCUCUCAACAUCAUUUGGUAUCAUUUUCUCCUUCAUUGCCGUAUUCUCCACGUUUCAUCAUCCUGAACAAUGACAAACGUGGUGGAAGUGAGAGUGGGUUUGCACUGUGAUGAAUGCAUAAAGAAGAUCCUCAAGGCCGUCAAGAAGAUCGAAGUGUGAGUGUUGCGCGUGUUACAGAGAUAGAAACGUAUAACGUGGACACGGAGCUGAACAAGGUGAUUGUGACGGGCAACAUUACAACGGAGCAAGUCAUCAGAGCACUUCAAAAGAUUCGCAAGAAUGCUACCCCUUGGGACCAACAACCUCAACCCACAACCGCUGAAUAACUCUAUUCUGUAUUCUCGCUUGUUUAUUAUGUGCACGUGUCCUUUCAUUAGAAGCAAAAGACUAUAUAUGAAAUGUUGACACCUAUUCCAGUAAAGAUUCACUAUAUCACUUCCUCCAUUUUUGACAA